This is a messenger RNA of Clarias gariepinus (North African catfish), 4187 nucleotides long. It is a transcript of the gene tjp2a, whose product is annotated as tight junction protein 2a (zona occludens 2). The record is from RefSeq and is a predicted model, not a curated record. Lineage: Eukaryota; Metazoa; Chordata; Actinopteri; Siluriformes; Clariidae. The transcript is spliced from 23 exons. Gene Ontology annotation, cellular component: bicellular tight junction; plasma membrane. Gene Ontology annotation, biological process: cell-cell adhesion; positive regulation of blood-brain barrier permeability; cell-cell junction organization. Bases 152 to 3571 code for a protein of 1139 amino acids. Gene Ontology annotation, molecular function: cell adhesion molecule binding.
CACACACACACACACUCUCUCUCACACACACACACACACACUCUCUCUCACACACUCGAUUCUGUGGAUUUUCGCUCUUUAUCCCGAGGGUCGAGUCUCCGGCUCAAGGCGGAAGUGUGUGUGAGGAAACCGGAAACUGAAGACUGUGGAGAUGGAGGAGACGGUAUGGGAGCAGUACACAGUGACGCUGCAGCGGGAUCCUAAAAUGGGAUUUGGGAUUGCUGUCUCAGGGGGAAAAGACAACCCUAAUGAAGAGACGCGCGAGGCAUCGAUCGUGGUGUCCGACGUGCUCCCCGGAGGUCCUGCUGACGGCCUGCUGUAUCAGAAUGAUCGUGUGGUCCAGGUGAACUCUGCGUCCAUGGAGAACGUCGUCCACUCGUUCGCUGUACAGACGCUACGCAAGUGUGGCAAAGUUGCCAAGAUUGUGGUGAAAAGGCCUCGUAAAAUCCCCGUGGGUGUGCCGAAGCAGGCCCCGCCCCCGGACGACCGUGUGUUCUCUCAUCCGGACUACAACGAUGAUUACGACUACGAGCCGGACCGACGCAGCACCUACAGCGGGCGCACCGACUCCGAAUACGACUACGAGCGCAGCCGCGGACGAACACUGGAACGAGACGUCAGUCCUGAGCGGCAGUAUCGGCGCGACGGGAGCCGGGGACGCGCGCUGGAGCACGAACGCAGCCCCGAACGCCGCUUCCGUAACGACCGCCAGAUUGACCGAGACUACAGUCCAGAUCGCCGGUACCGUAGUGAUCGCACCCUAGACCGAGACUACAGCCCGGACCGCCGCUACCGAAGUGAGCGCAGCCCAGACCGGCGGUACCGAAGCGAACACACUCUGGAUCGAGACUACAGCCCGGACCGCCGCUACCGCAGCGAACAAGUUCUAGAUCGCUCUUACAGUCCGGAACCACGUUUCAGGGAGAGAGAACCGCGUAUUCCAGAGCCACGUCCACCCGAGGCACUCCGGAGGAACGCCAGCCGCGAACACUUGGAGCGCUCGCCUCCACGGAGCCCAGAAGAACCGCUGGAGAAACCAGUUAGUGUCCUACUGAAGAAGAAAAGACCUAAUGAAGAAUAUGGGCUGCGUUUGGGCAGUCAGCUGUUCAUUAAGGAGAUGACGAGUACAGGACUGGCCUCCAGAGAUGGCAGCCUGCAGGAGGGAGACAUCAUACUGAAGAUUAACGGGACGGCCACAGAGAACCUGUCUCUGAGUGAUGCAGGGAAGCUGAUUGAAAAGUCUCGAGGAAAACUGCAGCUGGUGGUCCAGAGAGAUCGCAGGAAAGUUCUGGUUCGAGUCCCGCCCAUGGCUGACAGCGAUUCAGAGCCGGACGAUCUGUCUGAGAUCGAGUCGUAUCGUUCGUACUCUCCUCAGGACGACAGACGGGGACAGCACUCGGACAUCUCCUCACACUCGUCCAACGAGAGGCUGCGAGACAAAACCAGGGACGAGCCUCAGAGCAGGUUGACUAAAAUGGGUGCUACGCCGACUCCACUCCUGGCUGCUCCGGAUGAUUUCCCUCCACCUCCACCGGAGGACGAGGACGAGUCUGAGUUCGAGGAAGCUCCAGCUCCUGUGGCCAUGCCUGUCCCGAAAGCCAGCGUUCCACCAAAAGUUAAAGCUCCUCCCAGGGUUCCUCUGAAACCGAGCGCAGAAGAUCUGGAGAUUUACGGGCCGAACACAGUGAUGGUGCGCUUCCAGAAGGGAGAGAGUGUGGGUCUGCGGCUGGCCGGAGGAAACGAUGUGGGGAUUUUCAUCGCCAGCGUUCAGGAGGACAGCGCGGCUGAGGCAGAGGGUCUCCAGUCUGGAGACCAGAUCAUGAAGGUGAAUAAUGUGGAUUUCCGUGACAUGGUGCGAGAGGACGCGGUGCUGUACCUGCUCGAAAUUCCUAAAGGAGACGAUGUCACCAUCCUGGCCCAGAGCAAACCGGAUGUGUAUAAGGACAUCGUGGCGUCGGGACGAGGAGACAACUUCUACAUCAGGACUCACUUUGAGUAUGAGAAGGAGACUCCUCAGGGUCUGUCCUUCAGCAGAGGAGACAUCUUCAAAGUGGUGGACACGCUGUACGACGGCAAGCUGGGGAGCUGGCUCGCCAUCCGCACCGACCGCGACAACCAGCUGCAGGAGAGAGGGGUGAUCCCCAGCAGGAGCAGAGCUGAACAGAUGGCCAACGUACAGAAUGCGCAGAGAGGAGCAGCCAAUGACAGGGGAGAUUUCUGGAGACUCAGAGGUCAAAGGGCAGCAAAGAAGAAGGACCUGCGUAAGAGCAGAGAGGAUCUCACAGCCCCCCCCACCACCACCCGCUUCCCCGCCUACGAGAGGGUGGUUCUGAGAGAGGCUGGGUUCCGGAGACCUGUGGUUCUGUUCGGCCCAAUCGCUGAUGUGGCGAGUGAGAAACUCGCCGCCGACCUGCCCGAAGAUUUCACUGUCGCAAAGAGAGAGCCUAAAGAUGCAGGAGCAGAGAAGUCCUCAGGUGUGGUGAGACUGAACACUGUGCAGCAGAUCAUUGAACAGGAUAAACAUGCUCUGCUGGAUGUCACCCCGAAGGCGGUGGACACACUGAACUACACCCAGUGGUACCCCAUCGUGGUGUUCCUGAACCCGGACAGUAAGCAGGGUGUGAAGACGAUGAGGAACCGCCUGAUCCCGGGUUCCAACCGCAGCUCACGCAAAUUGUACGAGCAGGCGGUGAAACUGAGGAAGGCAUGCUCUCACCUGUUCAGCGCGACGGUGGAUCUGAACUCGGCUCAUGACGCCUGGUACGGGAGUCUGAAGGACACAAUUCAAGAGCAGCAGAACAAAUCGGUGUGGGUCUGCGAGAGUAAGCUGGACAGCGCUGAGGAGGACCUGGACAUCCAAGAUGACCGCAUGUCCUACCUGUCGGCCAUGAGCGCGGAUUACCUGAGCAUGGACAGCCGUCUCACCGGGGACUACGAUGACACGGCGGAUGAGGGCGGAGCCUAUACGGAUAACGAGCUGGACGAGACGACUGAUGAGGUGCCGGUAUCGGGGGUGAGACGCUCCUCAGAGCCUACAGAGGCGAGACCCGCCCCUGUGCCCCGUAUGAAGCGAGCUGGGAGCAGAGAAGUGCUGCGAGACCCCAGUCCCCCCCCCUCCUUCGUCCCAGAGCCCCCGAAGGCUCGGUCACAGAGGCCCCACAGUGAGUCCAGCAGUGUGGUGAGCAGUGAUAUCAGCUCCAAGCCGCUGCCCCCUCCCGUCGCCAUCAAACCCAGCUUCCUCGGUCGCGGCGCUGCAGCUCAGGAACCCGCCUCAGAUACUGAAGAUCCCGCGGCUCGCUCGUUCCUGGGGAAAGUGAAGGCUUUCGAGAAGAUGGACCACCUCGCUCGGACACAGAGGAUGCUGGAACUGCAGGAGGCUGAAAACGCACGGUUGGAGAUCUCUCAGAGACACCCGGACAUUUACGCCGUCCCCACUAAACCCAAACCUGGUGGCACCCGGCCGCAGCCUGUGGGUUUAAACCCUUCUCAUCGCUCUGGAUCUGCUGAAGACGCUGAAGUGUCUCGCCGCGGGUAUUACAACCCUCAGAAAUACAACGACACCGAGCUGUAGGCCGCGCCACGCCCACUCCUCUCUCAUCUCAGUGUUUCAGAACGUCCCGGUUCUGGUGCUGAUUCUCAGAAACAUGUUUGGCUGUGUGCGGCUCUAAACAAACUCCUUUAAAAUUAAGCAGCAUUUAGUACAAAAUAAAUCCUAAAAAUGAUCAGUUUUUUUAUUAUAUAUAUAUUUGCACAUUUUAUAAGAAACUGAAAGACAUGACGGACGCGUGUUUUAUGUCCCGGGUCGACCCGGCGGGUCUGUUACUUCCUCUGCAGUAUCUGUGUGGCUUCUCCCUCGCUGAAGAUUAACAAGUUUCAACAUAAAAUAUUCUUCAUUUAUAAUCUUUAUAAUCUUUAUAAUCUUUAUAAUCUCUAUAAUCUCUAUAAUCUUUAUAAUCUCUAUAAUCUUCGGUCUCUCUCUGGAUGAGGUUUCUGAUUCUGUUAUAUAAUCACAUACAUUCACAUACCGCAUAUGGAUGUACAACAUAAUGAAAAUAAUGAUUAUUGAUUAUGAUGAUUGGUCCGAGUGGUGUGUGUGUGUGUGUUUCUGAUCAACUUCCUGUAAAUGUGGAAAAUUUUAUCUUUAACAUUCAGAUCUGUAAUAAAUAAAUAAAACACAACACACUCAA